Corticium candelabrum is the source of this 1747-nucleotide messenger RNA. Its product is annotated as tRNA pseudouridine(38/39) synthase-like. Gene Ontology annotation, molecular function: RNA binding; pseudouridine synthase activity. NCBI's taxonomy places the organism in Eukaryota, Metazoa, Porifera, Homoscleromorpha, Homosclerophorida, Plakinidae. The record is from RefSeq and is a predicted model, not a curated record. Gene Ontology annotation, cellular component: cytoplasm; nucleus. The coding region runs from base 183 to 1451 and encodes 422 amino acids. Gene Ontology annotation, biological process: mRNA pseudouridine synthesis; tRNA pseudouridine synthesis. The transcript has 15 exons.
ACCGCUCGCUGUGUGGGUUAUUUGACCAUAUGUGGCCGCAUCGGACAUAUCUUGCAGAUGCGGCACGCGACUUACCACGCGUGGGCGCGGAUACAGUCGUUCGUAUGUUGGUUGUGCUGUACAACGUGAAUUUCGAUAAGUUUGCGAGUUCGUGAGAGCAGACGGGCAUCAAAUUCUACGAGAUGGAGUCGCUAACAGACCCUGAUUCAAACGGGGCCUCAACAGGUGUCUCUAGUUUAGGAAAGCAAACGAGAAAGACGAGAGUAUUCGAUUUCACGAGAUACAAUCAACGCCAUAUUGCAUUGAAGAUUGCCUACCUCGGCUGGCAGUAUCGGGGCUUUGCGAGCCAAGAAAGUGUCAAAGAUACAGUAGAAGAGCAUCUUUUCUCUGCACUGACCAAACUGUGUCUCAUCAAAGAUCGCGCCUCUAGCUGCUAUUCUCGCUGUGGGCGAACGGACAAGGGAGUGGGUGCUCUCGGACAGGUUAUAGCUCUGUCUGUUAGAUCUAAUUUACUGGAAGGGCCAGGAUUGUUCUGUCCGGAUGGAAGCACGGCACAAGACAGAUCAGGAGAUACGACGACAGAGCUGGACUACGUUCGUUUGAUGAAUAAUGUUUUACCUGAUGACAUUAGAGUUCUAGCCUGGUGUCCAGUUAGCCCCCACUUCAAUGCAAGGUUUGAUUGCUUGUGUAGAACAUACAAAUACUUCUUUCCUCGGGGCAGUCUCGAUAUUGAUCUUAUGAGAUUGGCUUCUCAGAAGUUUGUAGGCGAGCACGAUUUCAGGAACUUCUGCAAAAUGGAUGUAGGUGGUGGUGUUACUAACUUCAGAAGAAGGAUUCUCUCGUUUCAGGUAGAUUCCCUGGGAGACAACAGUCCAUAUCAGAUGUGUGUUAUGACAGUGUCAGGACAAGCUUUUCUAUGGCACCAAGUGCGUUGCAUGGCAUCCGUUCUUCUCCUAAUUGGUCAAACCUUGGAGCAUCCUGAGGUGAUUGAUCACAUGCUGGAUGUAGCAGUUUGUCCUGGCAAGCCACAAUACACCAUGGCGGCUGAAUAUCCGCUUUUGCUGUCUGACUGCGAGUUUGAAGAGGUCAAAUGGAUUUAUAGUCAGACAGCUGAUGCUCACCGACACCUAGUGCAGUACUUUCAAUCUCUGUGGUCAUCGCACGUUGUAAAGGCAGCCGUUUUGGAUACCAUGUUGCAGAGCAUCACAAGUCAGCUGGUUCCGGAAAACACCAGGGAUGCAUCAGAGAGGACUUUUCCAUGGCGUCGUUUAGCGCGGGACGUCAGUUUCCCGACUGAGACGCUUAUACCAGGCUUCAGAAGUAAACAGUAUCGCCCUCUAUUGGAGAGACCAACAGCUGAUACCUUGGAAGAGCGACUAGCUAAGAAAAAGAGAACUGACAACUCAGAAGAAUCUAGUACUGAACAAAACCGGGAAGAAGUAGAGACAUAGUGGCUCGUUACCGUCACUAGGUACACUUAUCUGUUGUGUCACUUGCUGCUAAUUGCUCCAACUCGUUCUUGACUGCUUCCACAAACAUUGGAAAAUUAGGAUCCGACAGGCAAAGGCUUAUGAAAGAUGUCAACUGCUCCUUUGAAUAAUUAGUGCGCGCGUAGGCUGUAGACAUUGACAUUGGCAAUGGCUUGUUUGUCAGCAUUGCCUCUGCUACCGUACUAACUGAAAUGGUAUCUUGGCUAGACGUGCUUGUCUGUGGUUCUUGCAUUUGACAUGACAUCUGUUGUACUUGA